AUGCCCUCACCCACGGCCAAUAAAAGUUCUGCAGAGCGGGAGGAGCCGGAGGCGGCGCCUGCGCCGACGAUCACCUCCGCGGUGCCCUACACGGCGGAGGAGAAGGCCUGCCUGCUGGCGUACCUGACGGCCCCGCCGCAGGAGCAGCAGGAGCAGCAGCGCCGCGACGGGGACGCCGCCUGGGCGGCGAAGACGCUGCCGCUGCUGGCGUCGAUGGUGGCGAAGGUGCUGCGGCUCGCCGCGGACAACUACGAGGACGGCGGCACCGCGGGCGCCUCUGCCGCUGACGCGCCGGCCGCCGAGGAGGAGGCGCCGCGGCGCAGCGGGUCCACCGCGCCGAGCAAGAUGGAUUGCUUCCUCGAGGAGAACGCCUACUUCCUGGAGCAGCUGCAGCUGCAGUCGUGGCCCUUCUUCACGCUGCCACGGCUGUGCGAAAUCCUCGCCAACCCGUUCAUGUACAACAGCGACGCCUCAGGAAAGCUGCGCGGCGCGAAGCUGCAGGCGGCUGUGCGACGUUGUGUGCUGGCGUCGGCCCCGCUCUUCGCCGUGCCGUCCCCACUCAUGUCCAUGAGUGAGGUGAAUACCGGCUAA
This is a messenger RNA of Trypanosoma conorhini, 591 nucleotides long. RefSeq lists its product as uncharacterized. The record is from RefSeq and is a predicted model, not a curated record. NCBI's taxonomy places the organism in Eukaryota, Euglenozoa, Kinetoplastea, Trypanosomatida, Trypanosomatidae. Bases 1 to 591 code for a protein of 196 amino acids. The transcript has a single exon.